Molecule: messenger RNA, 1106 nt
Organism: Larimichthys crocea (large yellow croaker)
Lineage: Eukaryota; Metazoa; Chordata; Actinopteri; Sciaenidae
Product: 5-hydroxytryptamine receptor 4
Exons: 2
Coding region: 33-1106 (357 amino acids)
Biological process (GO): adenylate cyclase-activating adrenergic receptor signaling pathway; positive regulation of MAPK cascade
Cellular component (GO): plasma membrane
Molecular function (GO): trace-amine receptor activity
Source: RefSeq, a predicted model, not a curated record
UCUCUCUUCUUCUGUACAGGUUUGAUCAGAACAUGGAUAACGGCAGCUCGGGAUUGCUCGGAGAUGUUAACACAUCUCAGGCUGAACUUACAUCCUGCGCUACAGUGAGGAGCCCGGCCUGUCGCAUUUUCCUAUAUGCCUUCCUCUCUGUUGCUAUCGUCUGCACAGUGGUGGGAAACUUCCUGGUGGUCUUGUCCAUCGCCUACUUCAAGCAGUUGCAGUCACCCACAAACUCUUUCGUCAUGUCCCUGGCAGUGGCUGACUGCCUGGUUGGCCUGUUAGUCAUGCCUUAUAGUAUGAUUCGAACUGUGGAGGGAUGUUGGUAUUUCGGUUUCCUUUUUUGUCGGCUUCACUCAAGCCUCGAUGUCAUGCUCUGCACUGCCUCCAUAUUCCAUCUCAGCUGCAUUGCCUUUGACCGCUACUAUGCUGUCUGCAACCCACUACUUUACUCUUUAAAGAUGCCCCACAGUCGGGUUGCUCUCCUUAUUGUUGUAUGUUGGGCUGUUCCCAUGCUCAUUUCCUUUGGCCCCAUAAUGCUCGAUCUUCAUAUUGCUGGUGUGGACGUCAUUCUCCCUAAAGAUGUAUGCGUGUUCUUGGUCAAUCGCAUUUAUGCUGUGAUGGCUUCUUUAGUAGCCUUUUACUUGCCGAUGGCUAUCAUGCUAGUUGCCUACUGGAAAAUCUUCAAGGCUGCCAAAAGACAGGCCAGGCAGAUUAGCGCCAUGGAAAGCCAGAUGGCUGCUGGCGUGGGUAAAGACUCGAGCAAGAAACAAAGACAUCGAAACGCCAUGAAGAGGGAAAGAAAGGCAGCAAAAACUUUGGGUAUCAUCAUGGGAGUUUUCCUGAUCUUCUGGAUGCCUUUCUUUACAGUCAACAUUGUGGACCCGUUCAUUGAAUACAGCACAGAGGUGUUUGUCUGGGACAUAUUUUUGUGGUUGGGAUAUAUCAAUUCAUCUCUAAAUCCCUUCCUGUAUGGUUUCUUUAACCGUUCCUUUCGUAGGGCAUUUCUCAUGUUCAUGGGCUGCAGGGUGUGCCUGCCUGGAUCCUCCCCUGGGAUGGAGCUAUCGCAUACUCGCAAAGACGCAAAUGAACGUGCAGACCAACCAUAA